GAUGUAGGCUUGUAAGCCCCUUGCAGGCCCGGGUCAUUUGAGGACUGCACUGAGGUUAAGGACGGCCAGGCAGGCCUGGGCCAGGAGGAGAAAAUGUUCUCUUCCCCUUAUCUCAUGUUGCAAGGCCUAAAUGCCUGGAUCAGCAGGAAGUGGCUCUUGCCUAGCUUAAAGUGUGUCUUUCUAAUCAGAAGUGUUCUUUCUAAAGACAAAGAACAUGUUGUCUCCAAAGGAAGGAUGGCUAAGAGAAUUCUUUAUUCUGCAAGCAUAAACAGGAUGUAUUUUGUUCUUAUUGAAUUUCGUGUAUAUUUCACUUCACGGAUGUUGGCUUGAUACUUUAAGUACACAUUGUUAUGUUUAUCUGAUCACUGCGAGUAUAUAGCUAUGUGAGUAAUAAACGGCAGGAUGCAGUUGCAAGUGCUGCCUUUGCUCUGCAUCCCCUGUGUCCUGGUGAUUUCGUAGACCCUUACCCAGGGACCCCAACGCACUAGACGUUGACAAUUGGCGCCCGAACAGGGACCCUGAAGGACGUUCAGGAAGGGUGAGUAACUUGAUUAAGUACAGGGUUAUGGGACAAGAAACUUCUACUCCUUAUGUUCGAAUGCUGAAGCAUUCACUUGCUGUCUAUGGUAUUACUGUUGCUUCUAAUGAUAUUGAGCUGUGCUUAAAGGUGGUUCGAGAAUGGAAUCCUUGGUUUCCAGAGGAGGGAACUUUAGAUUUAGAUAAUUGGCGGCGAGUUCGACAUAAUGUCGAGAAGGCAAUGAGACAGGGAGAAAAAAUUCCCGUGCGGUUUUGGUCUAUUUGGUCGAUUAUUUUUACAGUGCUUAAAGCGAAGGAGGAUGACCGCACGGUCGAAGACUUCCAUAAGGAGAUGGCUCCUUCUAUACAAGACCUCCCUUUAGAUACGGAUGAGAAAAGGGCGGUAGAGAAAGAUACCUUUAAGCUUACACCAUCCCGUGAGCCUAGCAAGUGUGGUAAUGAAAAACCAAAACCGAAAGUAAAGUCGGAUCCCGAGGUGGAGCGUGUGUGGAAGGUUUUUCAGCAGGUUAUGGCUAUGGCGGAAGAGUCUAAGAAACCCUCUAGGAAGCCCUCUGCUCCACCUUUGCCGUCUGUACCAGCUCUUUCUUCUAAAAAUCCUUUCCUUUCUGCUGCUUUAGCUGAGCUUGAUGCGCUAGAGGAUAGCGAUGAUGAGGGUGGCGCAGCUAAUUCUGUCUUUGCUUUUCCUGUUCUCAGGCCUCCCCCAAUCCAGGGGGUGGCACAAGCACCAUAUUAUGAAGGAAUAGGUAUAGAAGAUAUUGGUCGCUUGAAAAAGGCAGUGUCUUUAUAUGGACCUCAAUCACAUUAUGUUAAGGAGCUAGUUAAUGGUCUGGCUCGACAUUAUAACAAUUUUUCUCCUGAGGACUGGAGGGUCCUCUGUCGGGCUCUUUUAAAGGAGCCUGAGUAUCUGCAAUGGCAGAUGUGGUUUUCUGAACUUUGUGUGUAUGUACAUGUGGUAAUAGAUACAUAUUCUCAAUUUAUAUGGGCCACAGCACAAAGUGGUGAAACUGCACAACAUGUUAUCACCCAUCUCUUAGAAACUUUUGCUGUGAUGGGUUUACCAUCUAUUAUUAAAACAGAUAAUGGACCUGCAUAUAGCAGUAAAAAAUUUCAAACUUUCUGUGAACAAUAUGGUAUCAUGCAUAAAACAGGCAUUGAAUACAAUCCUCAAGGGCAAGCCAUUGUAGAACGUGCGCAUAGUACUUUAAAGUUACAAAUUAAAAAAUUAAAAAGGAGGAAAAAGGAUCAUAUCUUAGCAUUCACUCAAUCAAAUGCACGUUCCAUUUUGCAACAAGCUCUGUUCACAUUAAAUUUCUUGAAUCUUCCGCAGGGAGAUAUCCUCUCCCGUGCAGAGAAACAGUUCAUAGAGGGAGAGGUCGCUCCCCCUCCAUUAAAGGAACAUAUAUGGCUUAAACCGACUGCAGAUGCAGAAUGGCAACCGGGGCUAUUGCUUUGCAGAGGGAAGGGUUAUGCUUAUGUCUCCACAGAGGAUGGACGGACCUGUUCCUGGUCCCCGCGCGAUGGAUCCGGUCGAGGGCCAAUUCAAACGGCACCGUAUCCCACCAGGCGACGGAUGGGGAAUCCAGACCAAGAUGAACUUCCAUUACAGGCCAUGGCACAUCUGAAUUUGGGAGGACGACGUCGCCGCCAGCAGACAUUUGCUACUGCUUUGCCGACUUGGGGGCAAAUUAAAAAGCUUAGUGGGGAGGGGCAAAAAAUCCUGCAGCGAACGGGGAAGGCUUGUACGCCUGACAAUUUAUUCUUGGCUAUGUGUGCCUUGCUUACUGUAUCAGAUGCCGCUACGUUGGCCAAUUUACUUCUUAAGCAACUUGAGGGACUAGAUCCAAAAGGUAUUAUUCAGAGUUUGGGGCAUACUGCUGGAGGAAUGGGACUUGUAUUGUUGUUGAUUGUUAUCUUAUGCUUUAUGCUGUUGCAUUUUUGCUAUCUAAAGCCUUCCCAGAAUUCUAUGGCCAUCCUUUGGAGGGCACUUUUAUUAAAACAAAAGAAAAAAGAAGGAAUUGAGAUGAUGUAGGCUUGUAAGUCCCUUGCAGGCCCGGGUCAUUUGAGGACUGCACUGAGGUUAAGGACGGCCAGGCAGGCCUGGGCCAGGAGGAGAAAAUGUUCUCUUCCCCUUAUCUCAUGUUGCAAGGCCUAAAUGCCUGGAUCAGCAGGAAGUGGCUCUUGCCUAGCUUAAAGUGUGUCUUUCUAAUCAGAAGUGUUCUUUCUAAAGACAAAGAACAUGUUGUCUCCAAAGGAAGGAUGGCUAAGAGAAUUCUUUAUCCUGCAAGCAUAAACAGGAUAUAAACAGGAUAUAUUUUGUUCUUAUGUAUCUUACUUCAUGGAUGUUGGGUUGAUACUUUAAGUACACAUUGUUAUGUUUAUCUGAUCACUGCGAGUAUAUAGCUAUGUGAGUAAUAAACGGCAGGAUGCAGUUGCAAGUGCUGCCUUUGCUCUGCAUCCCCUGUGUCCUGGUGAUUUCGUAGACCCUUACCCAGGGACCCCAACGCACUAGACGUUGACAAGAGAAGAUAAAUAAUUUGCCCUAAAAUUACAUAGUUAUGUAAAAAUGGAAGCAAGCAUCUAUAAAAUAAAGUUUUGGCUCGUAUCUCUGGAGCUGUUCUACAUUACAUAUCCAAAUAUCUUUAUUUUAUCUUGGAAUAAACAUAUAGAAGGCAAUGGAAUAAACACACUCUAUACUUCCAUUUAUUUAUUUAUUUUUAAAGAUUUUAUUUAUUUAUUUGACAGAGAGAGAGCAAGCACAAACAGGGGAGCAGCAGAGGGAGAGGGAGAAGUAGGCUCUCUGCUGAGCAGGGAGCCUGACGUGGGGCUUGAUCCUGGGACCCUGGGAUCAUAACCUGAGAUGAAGGCAGAACCUUAAUAGACUGAGCCACCCAGGUACCCCAAUACUUCCAUUUAGUAUGAAUCUUAAAUCCAAAGGAAAGCAACUACUCUAGAUUUCUAGAUAUUAAAUGUUUUCUUAUAAUACUCGUAGCAUUUUACAGUUAGUAUUUCUUAAGCUGUGGUUCUAUAGAAUAUAAAUAAUAUGUCUAUGUUCAGCUGACUAUCAGCUAUAAGAAUUCUUUAAACAUAAUGAUCUAAUUUUCCAUACUAACACACUGUGUGUGUUUGUCUUUUUUUUUUUGUCUUUUGUCUUUUGCCAUUACUUUAUCACCGACCUAGCAACCGACAUUGCUAAACUACCCAAAAGAUAAUAUCCAAACCAUGGUUUACUAGGUACCCAUUAAGAACAUUUUUUAGGAACUAUUGAUUCUUUUUUAUGAAAGAUCUAUUUAUAAUGAUCUAUAACUUAAAUACACUAUUCUACAGAGGGACAAAGGUUUUCAGAGGCAGCUGUUACUAGCUUUUAAAACUUUAUUUUUCCGGGGCACCUGGGUGACUCAGUUGGUUAAAGUUGGUUAAGUGUCUGUCUCUGUUCAGGUCAUGAUCACAGGGUCCUAAGAUCAGUCUGUGGUCAUGUCAGACUCCCUGCUCGGCGGGGAGUUUGCUUCUCCCUCUCCCUCUGCCCCUAUCACCCCAACUUCCGUUCAUGUGCUCUUUGUCUCUCUUUCUCUCUCAAAUAAUAAAAUAAAAAUAAAAAAAUAAACUUUAUUUUUCUAUGUAUUAUCAACAGCAUUUAACCUGAAUUCUGGCUAUUGGGAGAUGAGUUCUUAUUCUUGUUCCUACUUAGCAACCUAUUCUCACUGUUCUUCCCUGAUAAAUUAUAAGAGAACAAUUACAUAAGUAUUCUGGGGUGCUUAGAAAUGAUUUAAUGCAAUCUAGCAUUGUAAGAAGAAAAACAUGACACGAGUUUAAAAGAUUUGGCAGAGUCCAGAUCAAACUUAGAAGGAGCUGCCAAAAGACUAAAUUUACCAAAACCACAUCCAAGACUCUUUUCACUUUGUAAUGCUUUCAUAUGCUAGGUUGAUUCUGUAGGCAUCUCUACUAUGGAGGCUAUAAAAGGUGAUACAGAAAAAACAUUUUUGCAGAGCUUAUAAAAAGGCACUAUGACCAGUCACUCACAUGGUUGAAUCCCACAACAUACUGUUAAGCAUAAAAGCAUAUUCCAUAAAAAUACUUACAUUCUGAUAACUAUUCUUAUAAAAGUCCAAAUAUAUACAAACUUGGUAACAUUGCUUAGAGAUAUACACAUAUAUAAUAAAGCUCUAAGGAACACUAAGGGAAUGUUGAAUAUAAAGUUCAGAACAGUCAUUGUGGGCUGGGGUAAUAUUAAUGUGUUCAGUGAGGACUAUAGAAGCUGGAAUUAUUGCUAAUAUUUUAUUUCCUGAAGCAAAUGGGAGGUACACAAAUGUUUAUUAUAUUAUUUUAUAAAAUAAAUGUUCCUUUAUUGUAUAUUCUUUUGAUGGAAUAAAACAAUUCACAAUAUAGUUUAAACAAUUAAAAAUGAUGUAGUUUUCUUCUUGCUUCUAAUACUAUGAAGGACAUUAUAAAACUUUAAGCCAUAAGAUGGGAACUGUGAAAGAAAAAAAUCAUCAUAUUUAAAAAGACAAAGAAGACUUUGUUCAAGAGUAUUCCAAUAAGAAAGAGAAAGAUUAUUGAGACGGAGGAAAGAGAUUGAAUUUAACUGCACUGAACCAAAGACAGACCUUGCCCUCCUUUGCAGAAAGAACAGAGUCCUCCUGCACAUCAUGAAAUACAAACUGCACCCUCUUCGCUCAACUCUGGAGACUGAGAUAAUGAGGUGAUAUAUUCACAAGCACCAGAGUCUGGCUACUUGCUGUGAAAGCUGAGACGAGUCAUAAGAUCUUUCAAAGCCCUUGCAAAAUGGAAAUAACAAUGUACAUACUUCGUUUAGAAGCAGAGAAGAAGAAAACAUCCUUUGAAUCCCAAGUACAUUUGAUGUCCAUUGGCAAUAACAUAACCAGAUAUUCAGAAAAUACUGUUUGGUGGUUAAAAAUCAAGAAACCAGAAGUUUUCAUUAGCAACCCAGAAAAAUAAUAAAAUCUUUAUGGUGUUAAACUCAUAGUACUAAUCUAACAUUUCAUACACAAUAGGAAUUAAAUAAGUGCUUACAGAAUAAAUCAUAUCAAAUGAUGAGGGUAUAAAAUAAAAAAGAAUUUAAAUGUCAAAUUAUAAUAAAAAAAGAAUUAGACUAAUUUUAAGUUGAUAACAAAACGGUUUUUAAUACUUACACAACUAGAAACACUGACCAGUUUUAAAACUACCAUUCUCUGCCAUAACAUAGCAGUUAUAAUAGUUUGAGUUUAUUGAUGAAAAUAAAAGUCAUUAUUUGAAAGAUUUAUAUAUUUUACUUUCAUUUCCUUUUCCCUCUCAGCACCAAGUGAUUUGCAUCUAAU
Messenger RNA from Mirounga angustirostris (Northern elephant seal), 5849 nucleotides. RefSeq lists its product as uncharacterized. Gene Ontology annotation, biological process: viral process; DNA integration. NCBI's taxonomy places the organism in Eukaryota, Metazoa, Chordata, Mammalia, Carnivora, Phocidae. Gene Ontology annotation, molecular function: structural molecule activity; RNA stem-loop binding. The record is from RefSeq and is a predicted model, not a curated record. The coding region runs from base 566 to 2566 and encodes 666 amino acids. The transcript has 4 exons.